This is a messenger RNA of Folsomia candida, 1518 nucleotides long. RefSeq lists its product as uncharacterized. The coding region runs from base 604 to 1101 and encodes 165 amino acids. The record is from RefSeq and is a predicted model, not a curated record. The transcript has 5 exons. Lineage: Eukaryota; Metazoa; Arthropoda; Collembola; Entomobryomorpha; Isotomidae.
GGCUAUAGUCGUUAAAAUGGUUUUCAGUAUUAGACCUGUUGGAAUUGAAUAUUAAAUAUGCAAUAAAUAUGCAUUUUGUAAUACGAACAAAUGUAUUCAUCUAGCAACUACGACUAAAUCUACAUGCGUGGAUAUUUGAUAUAGGAAUAAAGAAAUACACGGAAUGAAACAUAACGAGAAUAUAUUCAGUAAAAUAACAUUUUAAUGACAAAAUACUUUAGUUGUUAGUUUGGGGAGUUUAGAAUUUAGAAUAUUUGUAUUCCAUACAUAUUUAUGUAUUUUUACAUCUACCGUAAUGCAACGACGAACGACAUCAAACGUAUUUAUGAAAAAUCGUAGUGGCAGAAAACGUAUAGCAAUGUCGUUAGGUCAUUGCAAUUCUAUGAAUUUUUUUCUCCUUCAAACAUAUCAAGUAUUUACUCUGUAUAAAAUGUACUUUUGCGUGUACUGAUGGAAUUGAUCAUGUGAAUAAUAGUUUACCUUUACCUACUUGUUGAAUGACAGUUAUUCAUACUCGGUUUCAUAGAUUUCAAAGUUCUUUCUAUUACUACUUAAUUUUGCACAUUUUAAUUUACAAAAUCUAGUGGAAGCACCAAAUUAAUAAUGAUUUCAAAUAUUCAGUGUAUAUUAGUAUUUAUUUUUACAAUAGUUACUACUACUGCAAGAGCAGAGGAUUAUUGUUUCAAGAACUGUCAGAAUUAUUUCCCAGGACAGAAAUUUUCAGAUUGUGUAAGAGCUCAAACAUCAGGCAGUAAAAACUGCGGAUUGCCUCCAUUUUUCGGAAUCAUUGUACUAUUCACAAUUAUAGUUGUACUCCUCGUGUUGGGAUUAUGCGUCCGGAAUUGCAUGCUAGUGAGCGACUUGUAUUCUGAUAGUCAGCUAAGCAGGAGAGCUAACACAUUCAACCAAAGUACUUUAUCUCGACCUCCUCAGUACACUGUGUACAAUAUACAUUCGCAAGAAUUUGCACCACCGUACGAAUCGGUAGGCGUAGUUCCUCCGUACAUACAAAAUCAUCACUCCAACCACGGAUUCCAAAGAUCUGACAGCGAAUCACAAUUGCCAUCAUAUGAUCAAGCUAUGGCCAAGACGUCCAAGUGAUUCUAGAUCAAUUCAUAGUUAAUACAUAUGUAUUGGACAAAUAAAGUACCUGAAGGUUCUAAAUACUUAUUUAGUUGUUAAAUUAAGUCGGUAACUGGUAAGGUAACCGGUAUAAGGCUGAUUCUAAUCCUGAAAUUGUCAGUAUUGUACUAGAUAGAUACGUAUAUCUACAGAGUAAACAUACAUACGUAAUCAAAUUAUUAUUGAUAUACUAUGACAAUGGAUAUCAUGCUUUCAUACAAUGGCAAACAUGGUUUCUUGUGUUGUCCAGUUUGUUUGCAUAUGUAUGUUUGUAAAUUCUCACGUCUGCUUCAGAUUAUUUAACCUUGUAGACAACAUAAGUUUUAGAGUAAAGGGGAUAGAAUUUGUAUGCAAGACAAAGUAAUAAAUUUUGCAAGCCAUUGCAUACUGCAUUAA